Messenger RNA from Eruca vesicaria subsp. sativa (arugula), 2094 nucleotides. The record is from the annotation of a GenBank genome assembly. Lineage: Eukaryota; Viridiplantae; Streptophyta; Magnoliopsida; Brassicales; Brassicaceae.
AUGUGGAGUCAAAAGCCGAGCUUCAGGUUUGAGAUAGAUAACUACUCGAAGACGGAAGGUACCAUAAAAUCUAAGACAUUCGUGGCUGGUGGAUGCGAAUGGUAUCUUAGCGUUUAUCCCAAGGGAGGUCUUCUUGAUGAUUAUGAUCACUUUUCUCUGUACUUGCACGUUGCAAAUCCUACCAUGCUGCGACCUGGGUGGAAAAGGAAAGUUGGUUUUUACUUCACUUUGUUGAAUCAAUCCGAGAAAGAGCUCUCCAGAUCUAACCUUGUAUCAUGCAAAGUACUUGAUGCUAAGACUCCAUCCUGGGGGUUUCAAAAGCUAUGUCCUCUUAGCAAGCUUCAACAGAACGGUGUUUUGGAGAAUGACAGACUAAUCAUUGAGGUCUACAUUAAUUUGAUUCAAGCUGUUGUCGCAGUAAGCGAAAAUGUAUCAGAGAAAGAGGAGACUGUGGAUAUCAACGGUUUUAAGGUUCUUGCUUCUCAGGUUACUCUAGUGAGGAAGAUAUUCGCAGAGCAUCCAGACAUUGAUUUAGGUUUUAAAUCAAAUAACCAAGUUCUGAAGACAGCAUACAUGAAUGUCCUCCUUGGUCUUAUCAAUACAUUAAACAAGCCUUCACAGAAUCUCUCAGAGACUGAGUUAACUAAAGCUGAGAGCGAGUUGAGAGACUUGGAAGAAAUGGGAUUCAAGCUUGACUGGCUGAAGUCAAAGCUUGAGGAGGUUAUCUUGGAGAGGAAGAAAGCAGAUCAUAAAGUAGAUGAUGCUGAUGGGUCUAGGGUUCAACAACUGGAGGAGAACGUCAAGCGUCUUGAGGUGAUUGUGUCGGAUCUCAAAGUGAAACUUGACGAGGGGAAGGACAAGUCCUCUUCUGAUGGAUUUCUGAUGAAAAAUAUUUUCGUACAUCAUCCGGACGUUGCAGUAGAUAUCAGAUCAGGUAUUAAAGAGGUGAAGACGGCAUACAUAAACAUUCUCCUCGGCCUCAUCAAGACACUAGACAAGUCUCCUCAGAGCUUGUCUGACACUGAGCUAACAAACGCUGAAAGCGAGUUGAACGAGUUAACGGAAGCUGGCUUUAAGCUGGAUUGGUUGAAACCAAAGCUUAGGAACAACGUGGUGAUAAUUUUUUUUUUUUUUUUAUCAAAUAACGUGGUGAUAAAUAUAAACACAAAAUAUAAGUGGAACCAUAUAUAUAUGAGAGUAAUAAACCCUAAACUAAGAGAGAGCUUCUGGGAAGUCAUGGCUAACCACAAUGAGAAGAUGACUUACUCUUUCGAGAUAAACAACUACUCCCAAAGGAAUACUGUAUUUACGACACCUAUAUUCUCAACCCGUUCCUGCAACUGGCAUGUUUACGUAUAUCCCAAGGGAGAUAUACAUACUAACAAAAUGUCUCUGCACCUACAAGUUCCAGACUAUAACUUACGGCCUUUGUAUUGGUCGAGACGGACAUCCUUUCGCUUCGUCGUUGUCAACCCAUCCGACGUUAACAGUUCCCGAAGUUUCAUAACUACUAACCACACUUUUAUCAAGGAACUGCCAAGCUACCGUUUUAGAACGGACUUGAGUCUUUCCAAACUUCAGGAGGGGAAGUUUCUUGUGAACGACACUCUCAAAAUUGAAGUCUACAUAGGUUCUAUCUAUGUUCAUGGUGGACUAGAUCCACAUGUCUUACCCGAAAAGAAGAAGGAGACCGUGUGUGUCAAUGGCUUCCAAGUUCUUGAUUCGCAAGUAAAGUCCGCAAAGUGGAUUUUUGAGAGUUUCCCGGAAACUGCAUUGUAUAUUCGGCCACAAGAUCCACAGCUUAAGACAGCAUACAUGAACAUUCUCCUCAGAAUCUACGAGAUACUUUAUCACAGUCCUCUUGAGAAGCUCACGGAAAGUGAGCUAAGUAAUGUUUCCAAGGGUUUGCUUGAUCUGACACAAGCUGGUUUUAAGCUGGAAUGGUUGAGGGAAAAGCUUCAGAAGGUUUCCGUGGAGAGGAAGAAACUCUCUUGUUAUGAAGCUCAAGCUCAGGAACUUGAGAAACAGUUGAAGAAUCUUGAGCUGAUGAUGUGUAAUCUCAAAGCUGAGAUCAAGUUGAAAGCCGAGAGCUAA